Oikopleura dioica is the source of this 2001-nucleotide messenger RNA. Lineage: Eukaryota; Metazoa; Chordata; Appendicularia; Copelata; Oikopleuridae. The record is from the annotation of a GenBank genome assembly.
AUGAAACUCAGAUCUCGCAAAGCUGAUACUGAUGAAGCUUCAACUUCUACCCCGAAAAAAGCCAAACUGGACUCUUUUGAAAGUAUUCACCCAGGCAUGUUGGUUUCUUACGGAAAAUUCGGAAAGUGCUUCGGAUCUGAAUGUGAUGGAGUGCCGAUGGCAACGGCAGAUUCUGAAGUCGACAACCGACGAUUCUGCAGACAAUGUGCAGAGAAAGAGGGUCCGUUACUUGGACGUUCGAAGUGGUGGCAUGAAUAUCUAACCUACGAUCCUUCGGAUGCUGAAUUCAAGUGCCCUGCCUACAAUACUGACGGAAGCUGCAAAUCACUCAAGGUAUCCUUCGAGGACUUCUAUCUCGGGUCAUGCUGCCAACCUGCAUCAACAUGGUUGAUUCAAAAUAAGAAAGGACAGGAGAAAAAGCUGAAAACAAUUCGACAAUUCUACGACUCGCAGACUAAAAGAAGUAACUCAGCAAGCAUGGCAGUCGACCACAAAAAGAAGGAUCUCUGGAAGGCAGAACGGAAGCUGAAAGAACAAAGAAAGAAGCUCGAAGAGAUGAAGAAGCAGAUCGAAGAAUGCGAGAAAUCUGUAGCUGAAGAAGAAAAGGCUCUGGAAGAUGCACGAAAGAAAGCUCGCGACGCAGAUGAAAAAACGGAACCAUACAUCAAGCGAUACAAGCAAGUGCUGUACGAGUAUCAUUCAGUUGCUACCGAGCUCUCUCUCGAUAGUGAACGGCUACUACCAGGGAACAAGAAGGACGUAUGUGGACUCUGCAACGAGUACUACAACGAAGAAAAUCGAAAAUCAGCCUUGGCUAAAUGUGGACAUACUGCUUGCUCCAAUUGCCUUUUUAUGCGAAUUCACUUUGAGGGACGUUCCUGUCCAUUCGGCGACUCGGAGAAAUGUAACUCCCAUUACACACCGUAUUACCACCGCUAUCAUUAUAAUAGCGAUGCAAGUGCUGAUGAUAACGAAGGGAUAGUCACAUUGUUUUUCGAGAAUUUGAACGAGAAAAUACACCUAAGUACCUUUAUUCUUGAAAAAGGCCAUUUUUUCAGAAGAAAGCAAAUGAAGCUCCGUGGAAGGUCUAUCCUCGAAGAAGUCAACGAUUCAACCCCGAAGAGAGCGAAAUGUCGGGAUCCAGACAACUUCGAAGAAAUUUAUCCUGAUGCGAUUACAGCAUACGGACAGUAUGGAAAAUGUCAUGGAUCAGAAUGCGACGGCGUACCUGCGGAGACAACCGAAAUAGAGGGCAAGAGAUUGUGCAGAGCUUGUGCGAGCAAGGAUCACGAUGAUCGCCAAAUCGAGGGCAAGAAAUUUGACAAGUCUGAUGCCGAGUUCAAAUGCCCGGCUUUCUCCAAGGCUGAUAGCUGUAAAUCCGAGAAGAUCUCAUUCGAGGAUUUCUACCUCGGAUCUUGUUGCGAGGAAGGUUCCAAGUGGCUAACAACGAAUGAAAAAGCCAAGAAAAAGAAGCUUCAGGUGAUCAAAAAGCUCUACGCCGAAGCAAAGCAAGAGCAACGGAAAGCCAAGCUAGAAUCGGAAGAGAAAAAGAACAAAAUCAAGAACAUGCUGAAUCUUCAGAGCGAACGAAAAAUCAGGACCAAGGAGAUUUUCAAGACGAUUCUUGAAACAGAUAAAGAAAUUGAAGCGUCAAAGAAGGGCAAGGAAGACACGGAGGAAAAAUUACGGGAGGCAGAGGAAGAUUUCGACAUUGUAGCAAAGCGGUACAAGCAGAUCUCUUACGAGUAUCAUUCUGUCGCCAGCAAGAAAGAUAUUGGCCAAGAAAAUGAAAGUGCAGGCUAUGGAACCUGCCAACAGUGCAUGGAAAAGUACAGCGAUGCUCGGCCUCGAAAUAAAUGUGUCAUCCAACCAUGCGGCCAUGUUUUAUGCCGAAGAUGCCUUGAUGAAGCAAUCAACGAGAGCGAAUGUUAUAAUCGAGGGCAUUGUCCUCGAUGUGAUUGCCAUUUUUACCGCGGAGAAAUCAUCACGAUCUACGAAUAG